This is a messenger RNA of Ciona intestinalis (vase tunicate), 1599 nucleotides long. Lineage: Eukaryota; Metazoa; Chordata; Ascidiacea; Phlebobranchia; Cionidae. The record is from RefSeq and is a predicted model, not a curated record.
UAUGGCAGAUUCAGCACUGUAGCGGUCUAAGCGUUAUGACUAUAAAUACUGCGAACGUUUUAAUAUAGAAUAUAUAUACUGUUAUUUGUGUCCGUUAAUACCGAUAUGAUACUUCGUGGAUUUUUCUUAUUUGCGUUGGCCAGUUGCUCUUUCGGGAGAAGCGUUAAGUCCAAUGCAGAAGAUUACGCGGCCACUGUGACUGCCUCUUCCGGUGUUAUAACUAGCCCAGGAUACCCGAAUAGUUAUGGUACUUCGGACGCUUCGAGCUGGAAAUUCAGAGUCCCGGGAGCGCAGUCUUAUACCUUAACAUUUGAUGAUAUGGAUUUAGACAAAUCGGGAUGCUGGGAUUACAUUGUAAUUUACGAUGAUGAACAGUUCACUGCACCAGGAGACACCAUUUGCAACCAGCCAACUGCCCCAAUAGUAAAACACACAUCGGAAAUUACAAUUUCAUUUCUAACGGCGUCCGCAUUUGCCGCUGGUCCCCGCGGGCGUGGAUUUAAAAUUUCCUAUCAAGCAAGUGGAAAUGUUUUCCCAACAAUUCCACCAACUGACCCAGCUCCAGUGACCACACCAGCUGUAACUGCUACCCCAGAACGUACAACUUUACCCCCUACACCUGUGGCCACAGGCGCCGCUACUACAAUUAGGUUAACCACUUUACCCUAUACGCCCCCACAAACUAACUUCCCGACGAACCCGCCACAGGGGGGAAAUUUUCCUCCUGGCAACCAAGACGACAGCCAGUGCGGCCAGCCAGCGUACCAGCCAAUGGUAACUGGCUUAGACUAUAUCGGGCAGGGACAACUGGUUUCGUACAACUCGCCGCGAGUGGUGAACGGGGAAACAGCUGUACCACAUAGUUGGCCAUGGCAGGUAUCACUUCAAGGGUCUUAUGGCUCAGCAUAUUGUGGGGGUACUUUGGUUCGAGACCAAUGGGUUGUUACUGCAGCUCACUGCGCAGCACUUAUAUUCAUUGGUACCUACGGUUCCGACCAAGUGGGCUUAGGCAUGCAUGAUAAAACUUUGCCAGAAUCUUCAAGACAACUUAUUGACGUAGUAGCAGUUUAUGUACAUCCUCAAUACGAUAACCCAGAUCGUAGUCACGACGUUGCUAUGGUGAAAAUGGCAACUCCGGCUAUUUUAAACGAUCAAGUAUCUUUGGCAUGCGAGGCCCACGAAGGCUGGGAAUUUCCACCUGGCAUGGAAUGCGUGGUUACCGGAUGGGGCGUUACAGUAGAAGGCGGGAAUAGGGGGACUAACAUCUUGCAGCAAGCACCCCUGCCUCUUAUGAGCGACCAAGACUGUUAUGAUUUAUACCAACAAGCUGGAUUAGAUACAACAUCAGAUAUGCAAUGCGCAGGAGGCGUGGGACAAGGAGCAUGUAAUGGAGACAGCGGGGGCCCUCUAAACUGUUACGUCAAUAACAGAUGGUAUCAUAUGGGUAUUGUAAGCUUUGGCGAAGCUAAUUGUGACACCGAAAUAGCCAGUGUUUUCGCCAAGGUUUCCCAUCUGCGAAAUUUCAUUGAUAGCACGAUCGAAAAUUUUUCGUGAUCGCGCGAAUAAAUUUGUGACGUAAGAACGACGUUACUGUAUAUC